UGUAUAUAGCCAUGGCAUAACUUGAGGCACGUCUAUGCAAAGUGGGUUGUGCCACUCUUCCACAUUAUUGGCCGCCAAUAAUAUGAGUUGCUCAACCACGGUGGCUAUAGGGAACUCAGUAUUCCCGCCAAAUUCAAACUCAAAAUCCAGAAAUUCCCAAAAUCGGAGAGAAGUCAUCUCCCUGUUGCAGAAAUGCAAACACUAUCAGAUCCCACAAAUACAUGCUAAAAUAAUAAGAAAUGGCCAGGACCAAGAUCCAUUCGUCGUCUUCGAGCUUCUUCGUCUCUGCUCCAACCUCAAGUCCAUUGACUAUGCCUCCAAGGUUUUCCGACGCACCCAAUCCCCAAACGUGUAUCUCUACACUGCUCUCAUUGAUGGGUUUGUGUCGUCUGGCUAUUACCUUGAUGCGAUUCGUCUUUACUGUCAGAUGGUCAAUGAGUUUAUAUUUCCGGACAAAUAUGCCAUCACUUCUGUGUUGAAAGCUUGUGGCUUUGGGUUGGCUUUGGAGGAGGGUAGAGAAGUCCAUGCCCAGGCUUUGAAGCUUGGGUUGUCCUCGAAUAGAUCAAUAAGGAUGAAGCUGAUGGGUCUUUAUGGAAAGUGUGGUGAAUUUGAAAGUGCACGCCAGGUGUUUGAUGAAAUGCCUGAAGGAGAUGCAGUUGCGGCAACCGUCAUGAUAACUUGUUAUGCUGAGUAUGGACUAGUUGAGGAGGCGAGUGGUGUUUUUGACGGGCUCAGGGAAAAGGAUACGGUUUGCUGGACUGCGAUGAUUGAUGGGUUGGUUAAGAAUGGGGAGAUGAAUAGGGCUUUGGAGGUGUUUAGGGAUAUGCAGAGGAAGAAUGUGUGGCCUAAUGAAGUUACAUUGGUUUGUGUUCUAUCUGCUUGUUCGCAUUUGGGAGCUUUGGAGCUCGGACGAUGGGUUUGCUCGUAUAUAGAUAAGAAUAACAUUGAAUGCAAUUGCAUUGUGGGUGGUGCUCUGAUUAAUAUGUAUUCAAGGUGUGGUGAUAUUGAUGGGGCAGUAGAGGUGUUUAGCAGGAUGAAAAAGAGAGAUGUCAGUACCUAUAAUUCCAUGAUUGAGGGGCUUGCUAUGCAUGGGAAGAGCACCAUGGCUAUUGAAAUGUUCCGGGAAAUGAUGAAACGAGGACUUAAGCCAAAUAGCAUCACUUUUGUUAAAGUAUUAAAUGCAUGUAGCCAUGGGGGUUUGGUGGAGUUGGGGUUUGAGAUAUUUCAUUCCAUGACUAAUAGUCACGGCAUUCAACCGCAAAUAGAACACUAUGGAUGCGUGGUUGAUCUUCUAGCUCGUUCAGGACGGAUUGAAGAGGCGUACAGUUUCAUUGAAAGAACGAAAAUGGCACCAGAUCAUAUCAUGUUGGGGGCUUUGCUAAGUGCUUGUAAAAUCCACCGAAACCUCGAAUUAGGAGAAAGGGUGGCCGAAAUGUUGGUAAACUGUGAUGAUGCAGAUUCAGGGACUUUCGCUUUACUGUCAAAUGUGUAUGCUGCAUCAGGGAAGUGGAAAGAGGCUGCACGAGUCAGAGCUUUGACCAAGGAAGCUGGAACUCCAAAGGAGCCUGGUUGUAGUUUAAUUGAAGUGAACAAUGAGAUCCAUGAGUUCCUUUUGGGAGACAUUAGACACCCACAGAAAGAAAAUAUCUACAGAAAGUUAGAGGAGCUAAACCCUGUGUUAAAAAGGGAAGGAUACUCGCCGGCGACAGAGGUAGUUUUGCAUGAUAUUGGGGAAAGGCAAAAGGAAUGGGCUCUAGCAAUACAUAGUGAGAGGCUUGCCAUAUGCUACGGACUAAUCUCUACUAAACCGUGUACCACUUUAAGGAUUGUGAAAAAUUUGAGGGUUUGCAAUGACUGCCACUCAAUGAUCAAGUUGAUAGCUAAGAUUACUAAGAGAAAGAUAAUAAUGAGGGAUCGCCAUAGGUUCCAUCAUUUCGAGAAUGGAGCUUGUUCUUGUGGUGAUUACUGGUAAAAGAAAAAAUACUGCAAAUAUCUAACGUGAAAGUAUAUUUUGUA
Messenger RNA from Rosa chinensis, 2016 nucleotides. RefSeq names its product putative pentatricopeptide repeat-containing protein At5g59200, chloroplastic. The record is from RefSeq and is a predicted model, not a curated record. The transcript has a single exon. NCBI's taxonomy places the organism in Eukaryota, Viridiplantae, Streptophyta, Magnoliopsida, Rosales, Rosaceae. Bases 35 to 1972 code for a protein of 645 amino acids. Gene Ontology annotation, biological process: RNA modification. Gene Ontology annotation, molecular function: RNA binding; protein binding; zinc ion binding.